Molecule: messenger RNA, 840 nt
Organism: Aspergillus steynii IBT 23096
Lineage: Eukaryota; Fungi; Ascomycota; Eurotiomycetes; Eurotiales; Aspergillaceae
Exons: 1
Coding region: 1-840 (279 amino acids)
Source: RefSeq, a predicted model, not a curated record
AUGCCGACAACCUCGACACCACCCAGCUCCAUCGUCUUCUAUGACAUAACCAUGCGCCCCCCCGUGGAGAAGACCUGCUGUUCACCGAACCCCUGGAAAGCCCGAAUGGCACUCAACUUCAAGGGUCAGCCAUAUUCGACCUCCUGGGUGGCCCUACCCGACAUUCCCAAAGUCCGCAGCAGUCUCAAAGUACCGCCCUGUCGCAAAUUCGCCGACGGCACCGACUUCUUCACCCUGCCGAUCGUCGAAGAUUCCGCCACGGAUUCAUCAAUCGGCGACUCUUUCGAUAUCGCGGUCUACCUGCAGAAAACGUAUCCGACCUCGGGCGCGGGGGACCUUUUCCCCCCUCAGACGCUGGACUUCGUCUUUAAUCAUGAUUACAUUCCACUGGUACCGCUCACGGAGUGUGGCGAGAAGAACUUCCCCGAGUAUGCCAAGUUCAAUAUGAACAUCGACGCAGCCUUUACCGCACAUGUGCAGCUGGCGGUUCAGGGGUUCCCCUUCCAUCCCGCCACUGCCGACAUCACCAAGGCCGAGUUCGUUCGUCGCGCGGGUGUUACGUGCUGGGAAGACUUUGCGUUGGUCGGCGCGGACCGAGAGAAGGUAAAGGACUCGUUCCGGAAUAUGCUGGGUGGUCUGGCGAAGCUAUUCCAGAGAGACACUAGCGGCCCUUUUCUCCUCGGAACACGAGCGAGUUAUGCGGAUAUGAUUGUCGGGGGAUGGCUGCGAAUGAUGCGCGUAACUCUUCCGCAGACUGAAUGGGAUGAGCUGGCAAGUUGGCAUGGGGGUCUUUUUGGUCAGUUGCAUGAUGCGUUGGAGAUAUACGCGGAGGUGAAAUAG